AUGUAUCAUAUAUGGAUAACUUCCUACAGCUGCUGCCCAGAAAAUAAACUGGCACCCCGUUCCAACAUUGCUUUUGUGUUCACCAUGGAAUUACACAACAAAAGUCACCUGUCUGGUUAUCUGCCUUCGCCAGAAAAUCCAAGCGGCUACAUUUAUAUCCAGCUUCGUACAGAUCUCGUGUUUUCUAGUGCAAUCAAAUUCGCUAAAUACGUCAAGAAGCAGUCCAAGGAAGGUACCAGCCCAGAACGGCGAACAUCGACAAUGGGCGCCCAACGGAUGGGUAACUUGAGAGAUAAGUUUGAGAAAGGAGAAGCCGGUGAGAAAAAGGUAAAGAAGAAAGGUGUCCCAAAAAUCAAGUAUGCCGGGGCAGAAUCGGUGAAAAAUAAGUUCAUUGAGAACGCCACCAAAACGGCUGUGGAGACGGCGAAUGGUCCCAGAGGGCCAAAGCAAAUAACGCCGCCGCCGGAAGGCGUGGCGGUCGGUGUGUUGGAGAGCAAGCCACAACCCAGGGCCCCCGACGUGGUGACGGCUGACGACACAUUGGAACCAGUCGAUUUCAGUGUGAUCGGCGAAACAACCAAAAAUCUGAAAGCAAAAUUCAAGCAUUUGGAAGAGACCGGUGGUCAGGAAGAAGAGGAAGGCAAAUCGAAACCGAAGCCCCUCAGUGAAGAAGUACAAUCGGUGGCCGAGGAAGCGAGCAAAACACGCGCCCGAUGGAAGGAUAUAGAGAGUGGAAAAACAGAGGUCAGUGGAGCUCCGGAAUUUCGAAAAAUCGAUAUGGUCGGUGAAGGCUAUGGUGGAGUGUAUGAAAAUGAGCCGGAGACGCUGGAAAACAUCAUUCGCCACGGAGAGGAUAAAAGAGAGUUGCCUUCCGGGAUCAGCGCGAAAGAACGACGGGAACAAUUUCUUCGUGUGGCAAGUGCUUCAACAACGGUGAAGAAGGAACCGGCCAAG
Messenger RNA from Dicrocoelium dendriticum, 954 nucleotides. NCBI's taxonomy places the organism in Eukaryota, Metazoa, Platyhelminthes, Trematoda, Plagiorchiida, Dicrocoeliidae. The record is from the annotation of a GenBank genome assembly.